ACAUAAUUAAAAAAAUUGUGUCUGUAUCUAAACCUACCUAAUUUAAACUUGGAAAUUCAUGUUUUGGAACGUAAUGAAGAUAUUGAGUGUUCGUUUACAAUUACUCCAAAAAGAGGCAUCUGUGUUUGAAAGCUCGAACUAAUAGAAAGGGCGGCCACAGCAGUGCUAACACUAUUUAUUUUAGUUCAUAUUCUAACCACUAGAUGGAGCUACAUGGGCACGACAUUUUGUAAACAGUCAAUUAGAUUCCUUUUUAUUUAUUAAACUAAUUAAGUAUUAAGGAGACUGAAAUGUGGAAACAUUAAAAAGGUAGAAUACAACCAAACAGGAUAUGAAACCCAAAGUUUCCAUAUUGAAGCUGAGUAAAACAGCCGAAAUUUAAGAAGAAGCCGAUUCCCUGCCCGUUCCAUAGAUAAUACACUAUAGACUAGCCAGUACGAUACAAGACAUUCACUACGAUAGACGUCACGUCAUCACAAUAAUUUAAUAAUGCCUUCUUGUGUUGUUAAAUGUUGUAAAAAUUCUUCAGUGGUGCAAAAUAAAUCCACUGGAAUUUCAUUUCACAAGUUUCCAAGGGAUUUUAUUCAGAAACAAGAAUGGAUCAACAUUAUAAGAACAUGCAUAAUGCGGAACUGUUGGACACCAUCGAAGUUUAGCGUUGUAUGUUCCAUUCACUUUUCAAUCGAUGACUUCUACGUUUCUCAGCGAGGUAUGCGGUUUCUGAAGAAAAAUGCUGUACCAAAACAUAAGCUAUGCGGGCAAUAUACUGGAAAAGGUAUUUCGCAGAAAAUGCCGGCACCAAACACCUCAAAUCCUGAAGCACAAAUGCAAAGUACCGUGAUUGAAAAAGAGCCUUACGAUCCAGAAUACUAUUGGGGUAAAAAUUCAAAUGAAGUUAAAUCGUCAGUACCACAAGAAAGAACUGAGCCGUUUACUGACCAAGUCGUCCAAAGCGAAUGUUUAUUAAAAAUAGCCAACGAGUUUAAAAGUACUGUUGUAGUGAAAGUAGGGACACAAGAUUCUGAUAUAUUUGAAAAUGAAGAAUUAUUUGAGCAUAAUCCUACAUCAAUGGAAGCAUUUAAAAUGAAAAUGGAACCUAAAAGCCCAUCAACAUUUGAUAGUCGUGCUGAAGAACAGACAACCAACCAAUGUCAAAAAAGCCCUCGAAAUCCAAUACAAUAUUAUAAUAGAUUUGAAAAUGAAGAACCUUUUCAACAUGAGCCUACAUCAAUUGAAGAAUCGGAAGUGAAAAUGGAACCAGAAAGUCCAUCAACGUCAUCAAUGUCUGAUGACGUUGAAGAUCAAUCUAUUGAUUCAAGCGACGAAUGUCAAGAAAAUCCUCGAAGUCUGAAUCCAACCGUACAAGAUUUAAAAUUAAUUGCAAUUUGUAAUUCACCUUUAGAAUUUAAGUUAAGAAACAAACUAAAGAAGCAGAUACAGCUCUCAGAAAUACGCAAGAAAAAGAUGAAAAUGUUAUACCAAAAAAUACGAACAUUGCAAGCUGCUAAUAAAAAAUUGAAGGAGACUGUUAAAAAGUUAAAGAAGGAAAGAUCAUGAUUUAACAGUUAAUAGUUAAAACUAUAUGGAAAUCUUACUUUUUUACAUUACAUAAGUAUAUUUUUUUUCGCUUCAACAUACAACUACUUUUAUUUUUACUUGUGCUUUUGAAUAUCCAUGCGCUCGCUUAUUUAACUAAGAAUAAACAGAAACAAAUUUUAAAAAUUGGUGGUUUGCUGAAAACAGCAGUGACCAAUCCAAUUUAUAAUUGAGUGCAGACGCCUGUUGAAAUUAUUAGUACUGUUUUUUCUGUGGUAAUGGCGCCUUAUGAAAAUGUCAUACAUUUUUAAAUUGGAGGGUUCUACAAUUAUAAAUGUAAAGGCGUUAUUUCACGUCCUUACCCAAACCUGAGCCCCUAAUUGCUCAAACGCAUUGAAAUGACAUUUAUUUUCGACAAGCCACGUGACUUAGACUUGUCAUUUGAAUACAUUCGAGUUAUUCGAACUUAAUAGCGAGUCUAGUCAACGUAACCUCAUGGAGUAUUAACAUACAGCAGUCAAACCUCCCACGUAAUGCGUUACAGCAGUUUUGACAAGCUAGUAUUAGUUAAGAUCGCACCAACAAUAAAGUUGUUACAUUCGG
Molecule: messenger RNA, 2139 nt
Organism: Trichoplusia ni (cabbage looper)
Lineage: Eukaryota; Metazoa; Arthropoda; Insecta; Lepidoptera; Noctuidae
Product: THAP domain-containing protein 5-like
Exons: 4
Coding region: 490-1557 (355 amino acids)
Source: RefSeq, a predicted model, not a curated record